This is a messenger RNA of Nicotiana tabacum (common tobacco), 721 nucleotides long. RefSeq lists its product as uncharacterized. Lineage: Eukaryota; Viridiplantae; Streptophyta; Magnoliopsida; Solanales; Solanaceae. The record is from RefSeq and is a predicted model, not a curated record.
GUUCUUUUCGGUAAGAGAACAAAGCCAAUCUUUCAACAAAUCGGAGAGAGGCGUCUCAAAAUUCAAAGCUUGGUCUGCGCGGAAAUUCAAUUGCAAGGAUGAUCAGCAUCCUUACUCAGGAGCGUCUUCUCGGCGCUGCUUUAGGUAGCAUGUUGACAGGUGUUGUGGUUUUGGAACAACGUAAAAGAAUUUAUAAGAGCAUCUCCGAGAAUCAAUCCCGAUUUUCCCCUCAAUCUCAGACAAUAGAGCACAUCCCGAAACAGAAGUCUGGUAUAGAGUUUGCACACCUAUGGAACAAAGCUGUGGAUCAGGCAUUAGGACCUGUCAUCAAGUCUCUCGGCUCACGUGGGUGGUAAAAUGUGUGUGAUUUCAGCAGAUCUUGAAAUUGUAUCUUUUUUAUUUGUAAGAUUCGUAGAAGCACACAUGCCGGUGCAUCUUCCAUUGUAUCUUUUUGCUUUGACUCGUUGAAAAGGGGAGUUGGUACCAAUUGCAGUUCUUGCACUUACAUACUAUCAUGUUGCUGAUGUUUCUUUCCUGAUUUUGGUCUGUGAUGAAUACUGUGUUGUAAAAACUUAGGUGUUCCGCAGUUGCUAACUUUAUCCAUGCUUUUAAUUUGACUGCUAUUGUUCCAGAAUAUAUGGAUCGAAGGUCACAAAAGAAUGUACAUUCUGUUUCUGUGAUGUUGGUUGAUCCAGAAUUGGUGGAACAAACUUUAUCGACA